GAACAUUUCCACAAACUAAACUUCUCUCCGCGCUUCCUAACCGGCACAAAGACUUCUGGAAAUUGCAGCGUCCUUAAGCCCUAAACCCCGAGCAUGUGGCCGAGACUGCGGAGGGGUUUCUGCAGCAGGAGCACGAAGGAAUGGAGGGUGAAGCAGGUGGUGCGGUCGAACUUCGAUUCCCUCCUGGGGGAGGUGAAGGAGCGCAUUCGCGACGCCGAUUUCAUUUCCAUCUCCACUCAGAAAUCGGGGCUUUACUCUUCUCCGUGGCGCCGGAUUCUUCCCAUUGACACUGCCGAGACGGCCUACAGCAAAGCGAAGGACGCGGCGGAGAGAUUCCAGCUCUUCCAGUUUGCUAUCUGCCCUUUCCGCUUCGACGGUGUGAAGGUCGUCGCCUUCCCGUAUAAUUUUCACUUAUUCCCAAGGGAUGAGUUAAACAUAGGCAUGCCAUCACACAGCUUUUCUUGUCAAGUAUCAUGCCUAACAGCUAUGGCUCGUGAAGGCUUUGAUUUCAAUACUUGCAUAUACGAUGGCAUUUCAUAUUUAUCAAGAGUACAAGAAGCUGCAUCAAUGCACCAGUCUGCCCUUCUGCUUCCUACUGAUCAUUUACCAUCACCUUCACAAAGUCAGUCAGUUGCAGAUUCUGUAUUCAUUGAAAGGACCAGGUCUCGAGUCCUCCACUGGAGAAAUUCUUGUAAAGAUUCUAGCAAUAAUUCAGAUGAGGCAUUGGUGAAGUCAUUACGGAAGCUUAUAUUAGGAAGUGAAUUAUUUGGAUCAAGACCGUGCAUUAGCGUGGAUGUCUGCAAUGACCAUCAAGCACAACUAGUUUUAGAGAUGUUGGGUAAGUUGUCUGAUGAUCUUGUGCCCUUGGUCGUUCCUGACAAAGAUGGUGCACCCACAGCUGUACGUGUUGUCUUGACUAGUUCAAUUGAGGAUAGAGUUCUUCUUGAGAAUGAGCUUAAGAGUCUCGAGGAUGGACGAAACAUGGAAGUUCGUGGUUUCAGAGAGGUUAUUGAUGCAAUGUCGGACUCUCAGAAACCCAUCAUUGCAUAUAACUGCCUGAAUGAUUUUGCAUUUAUUCAUUCUAAAUUUAUAUCUCCUCUGCCACAUACCAUGACUGAGUUCAUGUGUUCAUUGCGGUUUGUCUUCCCAUCUGUCCUUGACAUCAACCAUAUAUUAAAGGAAGUGCCACCCCUAAAGAAGGCGACUAAUUUACAUGCUGCUCUGUCAUUUUUAAAGAGGCGCUUCUUUUUGCCCAUUGAUAUGGAGGUACCACAGCUAGCUGAUGGAGUUGCAGAUGGUGAGAACCUUGGAAACAAUGUUUUGAGGAUAACGUUUUUGUUUGCAAAACUUUGUUCUUUGAUGAAAUUAUCACCUUCUGCUGACAAGUCAUCAAACAGUCACAAUUAUGCAUGCAUUGAAAGUUACACAAAUAUCUUUUAUCCUUCCCGUGCUAUCCUUCAAGAACCUGCAGAUGGUGAUACCUGCGUAUGGAUGGAUAGUGAAAACAAAGUAAACACGGAAAAUUUGAUCUUCUUGUGGGGGUUUGGUGGAUUUGUUUCAUCAGAGGCUCUCAAGAGACAACUGUCUGGCACCCAUGAUGCUUUCGAUGAAGGUUUUGAUGUUCGGUUGCUGGAUCGAAGCUGUGCAGUUCUAUCCUUUUGGAGUGCCAAUUCUGCUAAAAGGUUCGUUGAAGACAUAGAUUUAGGUCUUGAUGGGUUCCCUGCACUGCAUGAAAUGGUCUGCAAGGGGUUGAAAGCUGCUACAUACAGGGAUUAUGAACGAGUUUGCAAGUUGGGUCUUUGGGAGAGUGAACUAGCAGACUCUUUGGAAAGAGCAGCUAAUGAGUCAAUGGACUCUCCAAUCUUGGUGGAUGAAGAACCUUUGAGUGCAUACAAAGGCGAUGAAUCCUCAUUUCAGCUAAAUGUUCUUUGAGAGUGGAAAGAGUUGGUAACGACUGGGUGCUUUUCCAAUGUUGGUGAGGGAAGAGCCUUUGAGUAGAUAACAAAUAACGCAUCCUUGCACAACUGAGCAUUUGGAUGCUCCAUUAGUUCUGCAACCAGCCUUAAGUGUUUCUCCAUUUUGUUGCCUUUGGGAGAUUGUAACAGCAUGUUGCAUUGGAGGUUAUUCAGAAACAACACACAGUUUGGAUUUAUCGGUGGCUCUGGUCAUGAAGUACGAACCAGCGCUUUCUCAAUGGCCAUGUCGAUGGAUGAGGUGAUUAACCAUAUUUGAAGUGCAAAUCGAAGAGCUUCUAAC
Molecule: messenger RNA, 2256 nt
Organism: Nymphaea colorata (pocket water lily)
Lineage: Eukaryota; Viridiplantae; Streptophyta; Magnoliopsida; Nymphaeales; Nymphaeaceae
Product: poly(A)-specific ribonuclease PARN-like
Exons: 8
Coding region: 94-1932 (612 amino acids)
Cellular component (GO): cytoplasm
Molecular function (GO): 3'-5'-RNA exonuclease activity; RNA binding
Source: RefSeq, a predicted model, not a curated record